AUGAGACCUUUGAUGAAGCAUGGGAGAGACUUAAAGGAUACACUAGAGAAUGUCAUCAUCAUGGCUUCAAACAAGAAGCUAUCCUUACUACCUGUUGAGAAUUUGGCCAAGAGUAAUGAAAGAUACAAGGAGCUUGAUAUUGAAGCUUGUAAAGAUGGUCAAGGUGAGGUGGAGCUUUGUUUUCAGCAAGAGUUUGUUCCACAAGGGCAAGUUGCUUCAAAGCCUCAAGAAAUGGAGUUGAACAGCAUGUUCCAACAACUUCUCAAGGGACAAAAUGAGAUCACCAGAAGAGUGAAGAGUUCUUACAAUGAUCCCCACAAAAAAAUAGAGAGUUUAACCUCUCAAGUGAAACACAUGGAGAUCAAAGAUCAUGAAGCUGCUAUAAAUGAGAUAGAACGUCUGCUCUAUAGUACACAACAAGACAUUGCUCUUCGAGGUCUUUCUUCACAAGAAAAUGAGGACAUUGAGCAACUCAGUAGGGAGGUGACCCUUGAAACUGAAGUUUUUGCUAUAAAAGACGUCCAUAGAGCUUCUAGAGACAAGGUUCAGAUUGUUGCUGAAGAGAAGGCCAAGCAAAAGCUCAAGAAGGAAGAAAAGUCUAUUGAGCCGCCAGCCUACGUGCCUCCAAGUCUCUGUGAUGAGUUUCAACACUUUGAGAUGAAGUAUGUGGGGAAUUGUGGAAUGAAAGAGAAGGAUCAGCCUCUUAGAGGUUGUGAGAAAAAGAAAGAACGCCAAAGAAAGCUUGAUCUUGAGUUCAUUGAUGGUGAGAAGUUCUUUAGUGAUGAUGAGGAUUGCUUGAAACUUCAAUCUUCUACACAAAUGAGGAAAGAAGUUUCUUGCAAAGUGGUUCAAGAGAAAGGUGAAAGUCCUAAUUCUAAGAUAAAGAAGCCUAAAGAAGCUCACUCUCCUACCAUUUCCAAGAAGAAACCAAGCAAGACCAAGGAGGAAGAAACUUUGCCAGACAAAUCCUCCACUACCACUCUCAUUCCAUUGACUCAUCAAGAUGGAGUGAUUGAGUAUAAGGUCAAGUGUAGAGGAGGGUCUAAGCCAUUUGCAAAGGUCAGAGCAGUUCUCACUCAAGAGCUGAAGGACAAAGGUGAAGAUGGUAUUGAGGAACUCAUGAGGAAAGUGGUGAGGCUUGAAUUCAAAGAAAAUCCAGGGAGUUCUCUACUCUCUCUCUCUCUCACUAAGCAAAAGGGUUGA
This is a messenger RNA of Eutrema salsugineum, 1203 nucleotides long. RefSeq lists its product as uncharacterized. The record is from RefSeq and is a predicted model, not a curated record. The transcript is spliced from 3 exons. Bases 1 to 1203 code for a protein of 400 amino acids. Lineage: Eukaryota; Viridiplantae; Streptophyta; Magnoliopsida; Brassicales; Brassicaceae.